AUGUCUGACACCGAAAAUCACGCCUAUCACGGCGCUUCUUCCCCCGACAAGCCAAGUUCCCGGGGAUCUGGUCAUGAGAGCACGAGGAUGAGAAGGAGAGAUGGAGGCAGUAAAAAUUUUCAUGACAACCGUGACCGUCAUAGAGAUGAUAAAUACGAGGGUUUUAGAGGAAGAGGCAGAUAUGACAGUUAUAAUCGUCAACGUGGACGUGAUUAUGAUAGGCAUAAUGACUAUGAUCGUGAUAGAGAUACAAGACACAGAUAUGGGGCACAUUCAAAGAGAUCCAGGAGGGAAUCGAGAUCUAGAUCACGGUCCAGAUCCCCUUCUCAAUCAGAAGGAAAAAGGACCUCUGGUUUUGACAUGGCACCACCUGCUACUGGUGUAACACCCGCUGUUUCAGUUAAUAAUGCAGGGCAAAUGCCGGGGAUUGCUCAUACAAUUCAAGGAGCUACACAAAAUUUCUCACCAUAUGGGAUAUCACAGAUUGGAGCUCUUUCUUUAAUGCAAGUUCAACCUAUGACACAGCAGGCUACAAGGCACGCUCGACGAGUGUACGUUGGUGGGCUCCCUCCUUUUGCUAACGAGCAGGCAAUUGCAUCUUUCUUUAGCCAUGUCAUGAUUGCUAUUGGGGGAAAUUCUGCCGGAUCAGGUGAUUCGGUUGUCAAUGUCUACAUUAACCACGAGAAGAAAUUCGCGUUUGUGGAGAUGAGAACCGUUGAAGAAGCUAGCAAUGCAAUGGCUUUAGAUGGAAUAGUAUUUGAGGGUGUUUCUGUGAGAGUCCGUAGGCCAACUGACUAUAACCCUUCGUUAGCUGCAGUUCUAGGUCCUUGCCAGCCAAGUGCAAACCUCAACUUAUCUGCUGUUGGACUUUCUGCAGGUACAAUAGGUGGAGCCGAGGGACUUGAUCGCAUCUUUGUGGGUGGGCUGCCAUACUACUUUACUGAAGCUCAAAUGAGAGAGUUGCUUCAGGCUUUUGGUCCUCUCCGAAAUUUUGAUAUAGUUAGAGAUAAAGAAACGGGAAACUCUAAAGGAUAUGGUUUCUGCAUCUAUCAGGAUCCAGCAGUAACAGACAUUGCUUGUGCCUCUCUUAAUGGCCUUAAAAUGGGAGAUAAAACAUUGACUGUGAGGCGUGCUACUGUCAGGUUAGCCUUUCUACUGAGGAGUCCAUCUUUUUACUGA
Vicia faba (fava bean) is the source of this 1179-nucleotide messenger RNA. The record is from the annotation of a GenBank genome assembly. Lineage: Eukaryota; Viridiplantae; Streptophyta; Magnoliopsida; Fabales; Fabaceae.